Molecule: messenger RNA, 4200 nt
Organism: Ceutorhynchus assimilis (cabbage seed weevil)
Lineage: Eukaryota; Metazoa; Arthropoda; Insecta; Coleoptera; Curculionidae
Source: the annotation of a GenBank genome assembly
UGAUAUAGUCCUUACCAUUCCUUGAUGGUCAAUGAAAUAGAAAUACUCUCGUAUUUUCGGUUCAGGUUCCUGCCCUUGUAUAUAGGACACAUUUCUUAAAUGUUUUAAUAAUUUGAGGGGUUUGUUAAUAGAAAUAGGGUUUAAAAACCUCAUCAUUUUAAAUUAAAAGAAACAUCAAUGAGUAGCAAAAUGGACUUUGAUCGAUUUUGAUUAUCAUAUUAUUAUUUAAUUAAUAAAUGCUAAUUGAAUUAUUUAUACCCCUUUCCAAAUAAUUAUCUUUUAACAAAAAAUUAUAUAAAAAUAUAUAAAUAAAAUUAAAAAAUCAAUAUAUUUUGUGUACAAAUGAAAAAUCAAAUAAGCAAAAAUCAGUGAACGUUUCCCUAACCUCAAAAUUUGAAAUUUCUCUGACGUGACAUCCAUCAUUUUGAAAUCCAACGCCAAGGUCAUAAUCAUCUAUUUAACAUAAAUAAUAACAAAUUAAAUAAAUAAUUAAUUAUAUAUUAUUUAAACAACAGUACGUUGUCAUAAUACAAAAUACAUUAAACAUGAAAGGUGGCAUUUGCCUUGCUUAUUUAAUUGUUCCAAAUUGAAAUUUUGCCUGGGAUUACCUACUUGUUUUUUUCAAAAAAAAAAGUUAUAAUAUGUGAUAUAAAUCAUGGAAACUCACACUGCUGGCUGGAUAGGUUUAAUUGUGAUACUUUUUAUAAGUACUUUUGGUGUUUUUUGGCUGUUAACCUGUUUUACUAGUUUAGUCAUCUUCUUUUGUGGUGCCUUUUCUCUUCUCUACCUAAAACUAGGCGACAUAGAAAAAUUCUACACCAAAUGUGGCGGUAACCCACUAACAGCUAACCCACAAAACGAGGGCGGAUUAAGGUCUAUUAAAAAACUACUAAUAAGCCCAAAGAAAGUACAAAAAUCCGAUAAUAGGGUAACAGGGAGUGAGUUAAUCGAUAGUUCCUUGCAAGAGAUUUUAGGCUACAUUAUUAGAGAUUACGUACAGCCUUGGUACAGUUUGAUAUCCACAGAUUCGGAGUUUCCUCAAACGAGCAUAAGAAGGACAGCUCAAACAUUUGCUAUUAAUAUUUCUAAUAGAAUAAAAGAAGUAGAUUGGAUUCCAUACUUAACCCAAAGAUUGGUCGACGAUGCUGCCACCCAUUUGAGAUUGUACAAGCAAGCCAGGGCGAAAUUCAAGCUCCAAGAGAAACUCAAAGAUACAAAAAAUUCUCCCCUGAAAGAUUCGAAAUCGUCGCCAAGGAAAAACAUUCAUAAAAGAAACAAGAGUGAAACUGACGUGACGUGGUAUGUUGGUAAAAGUACUGAAUUCAAAAGGGACGUAGAAAAGUCUGUUGGGAAUUCGAAAUUUUAUACGCCCGAAACGAAAAAUUACAGCCUUGAGGAUUAUUUUUUCGAUUUGGAAUGUCAAAUGGAGAAAAAUGAAGUUUGUAGAGAUUCUGUUUGUACGGAUAUGGCUAAUGAAAAAGAAUUUUUAACUGAGAUUAUGGAAGUCUUACUCUAUGUUUUGCUGCCAGAUGAAGACUUCCAAUGUAAACCUUUGAGAUUUUUAUUGAGAGAUAUUUUUUCCAGUGGAGUCGUUUUACCGUUAUUUGAUUUGGUUACAGAUCCUGAUUAUAUUAAUCAAGUGAUUUUUUGGAUUUGUUUGAGAGACAAUCAAAUAUCUAGUGAAUUGUUUUUAACGACAUUGAGGCUAACUGAAAGUCAAGAAGAAUUGAAAAGUAUUAAGGAUUUGGUUGGGAGUGAAAUUCAUAACUUGCGUUCCAGAGAUGCUGGUGGUGAAGAUCUUUCUGUAAGACAACAAUUAAGCAGUUUAUCUUAUGUCACUAAGCUAAUAGAUGCUCGUUUAGCAAAAAUGGAAAACUCAGAUUGUAUAGACUCAGAAAAUUCCCUAGAAUACAUUCCAAUAGAAAAAAAAAUAGAUUUAAGUUUACAACAAAUACUCAAAGACAACUUAGGAUUGUCGUAUUUUAUGGAUUUUAUAGGUACCCAAGGCAAGCAAUUGGAUUUAUUUUUUUAUUUGAAUAUUGAAGGCUGGAAAGAUUCUGUUGGUAAAGAAUUAGCUGAGCUUAAACUGUCAAAAGUGUCUUCUGAAAACGCCUUGGCCAUGUACGAUAUGAUCAGAUCGACGGCUCUGAGCAUAUACGAUCAAUAUUUAGGCGGUAAAAAAGAAGAAAGGGUUCAAAUCAAUGAAGAUCUAGUACAAAGCGUACAUUUUAAAAUAAGAAACCUCAACGAAAAACCCAACGAAUUUUGGUUCGACAAAGUCAAGGAGACAUUAUUUGAAAAAAUGGAAAUUGAAUGUUUGGCGCAAUUUAAAAAAAGCAAAACUUAUGUGAAACUUUUACAUGAACUUGAUUUGAUGCCGCAAAGUAUUACUGAAGAAGACAGUGUUAGUUUAGAAAGUUUGGAAAAAGAAAGCAAUAAUUUCCUUAAAGUAGAGCAAUCACCGAAAACAGUAAAACACGCAAGAUCUUUCAGUGACGUUACAAUGUUUAAAACCGAGAAUGGAAAUGGAGCUACUAAUUUUAAUCCUUAUUUAAAAGAAGCGGACCUUGUAGACAGUGCCAAAACGGAAGACUUAAAAACGGGCGAAUUUGAUUUGACCGCGAAUAUUAUCGAGGCAGGAAUUGUUUGUGAAAAAGGUAAAACUUUUGGGAUUUAUGCCAUCAGAGUCAGCAGGCAAUAUUUGUCGGGAUAUUUGGAAGAAUGGCAUAUUUAUAGGCGGUACAGUGAUUUUUAUGAUCUUCAUACGAAAGUGAAAGAUAAGUUUCCGGAUUUAUCCAAAGUAGCAUUCCCAGGUAAAAAAACAUUCCACAACAUGGACCGGGCAGUAUUAGAAAGACGCAUGAAAAUGCUCGGCUACUAUAUGGGCGAGCUAUGCCAGGCUCACGUGAUAACCGCCCAUUACGGCCUCAGAGAUCUCUUGAUGACGUUUCUGGAACAAGGCGACUACGACAGGGAGACUGGCGGUCCUAUUUCUGCAACUAUUAAUACCUUAGUUAAUCCGAUUAAAUCCGGCAUGAAGACUAUUAAAAAUAUGCCCGAACAACUUAUAAAUACUGUAGAUGAAGUGGUCGGCGGUUUGUCUAAAGUUUUUCAUAGUAAAAGUGGUAAAUUGCCUGAGACGAGUAAAGUUGGAGCGUCAAUAGAAGAGAACGAUGACAAUAUUCCUCUCAGAAUAAUGUUGCUACUAAUGGACGAAGUGUUUGACUUAAAAUCCAGAAAUCAAUGGCUGAGAAGGCGAAUAGUGACUCUAUUGAGACAAAUUGUCAGGACAAUGUUUGGCGAUAUUGUAAAUAGAAGAAUAUUAGAUUACGUGUCCUACAUUACUAGUCCUAAAAAUGUUGCACAUUACUUAUAUGUUUUCAAACAGUCCUUUUGGCCUAAUGGUGUAAAAAGCGAUAGAAAAUCAGACCGCAGCUCUGAAACGAAAAAUCGUACACGUGUAGCGGCCAAAGCCGCUCUACUUUCUUGUUUGUCCGACGAACUGAAACACAUUAUCGGAUCUGAAACGACUAGAAGAGGCUUGCUGACGAUUUUCGAUUUAUUUCAAAGGCCGAUUUUGAAUCGGAGGCUGUUGUACGUGUUGCUUGAAGGUGUUUUGUGUACUUUAUUUCCUGAAAAAGAUUUACUUACACUAUUUCAUAAGUUACAUUCUAAGUCAACGAGGUUAAGCGUCUCGAAUAGGUGAUAUUAUUGUUGAUGAUUAUUUAGUGCCAUUGAUUUUUUUUUUUACGGUUCCUAAAAUAAUGAAUGGUUUUACAAAAUCAGUUUUAAUUCUGAAUUUACUGUGCUGUGAAAUAUCAGACCAAGUAGCUUUUUAUCUCGAAACAAAUAUUGUUGAAUGGAUAUAUACAUUGGAAAAUUACUAGAUAUUAUUUUUUUGAAUAUUGCACAAAGUCUUCUUGAAGUCUCAUAAAAUGGCCAGAUAAUGUAUUCUACAUUACAUUAAUAAUUGUGUUCUAUUAGUAAAUAGUUCACCCUCUGGAGAAAAAAUGGAUAUUAGACUAGAGUUAUCUUGUUGCAUAGAUAAGUCCAUUUUAUUUUUAUUUAAAAAAAAAAGGUAUUUUUUUAUUUAUUUAUUUUUACCCGCCCUGAUACAACCAAUUUAUUUACAGAUUAUUUAUUUUUAGUCAAUAUUAUAAAAUUUAAUAUAUUUUUCAAAUAAAAAUUAUUUAAAGUCAA